AUAAACGCUGCCAUUGAAUUUAGGUUUGUAACUUGUAAUAAAACUUAGUAGGGAUGUAAUCAAACAUGGCUUCUGUAAAACCGGAGGAGAAAGGAAUAGAUUUGUCAAUAACGCAGGAUUACAAACUCGCGAAAGACAACGAGUUACGAUUUGAAGUUGAAUCAAACGCGCGAGUGAAAUUGGAUCUUCUUGAGGGAAGCGCGGAAGUGUUUGGGACAGAACUUGUCAGAUCGAGAUCGUAUAUAUUUGAAUCGGGGGCAAAGAUCGCUGUCUUCACUUGGUUUGGAUGUUCAGUUAAACUAUCAGGGAAGGUGGAAGCCAGUUAUGUAUCGAAGGACACACCCAUGGUUAUCUACCUCAACACUCAUGCGGCCGUCGAGCAACUAAGGAAAUCUGCGGAGCAAGAUGAUAUCCGAGGCCCUCGUGUGUUGGUAGUCGGUGCGCAAGACGUGGGGAAGACGACAGUUUGUAGGUUACUGUUAAACUAUGCUGUCCGUCUCGGUCGGAAAACAACUUUGAUUGACAUCGACGUCGGACAGGGUGGUGUCUCGAUACCCGGUUCAGUUGGUGCGUUAACCGUCGAGCGACCUGCUGACCCCGUAGAUGGGUUCGAUCUAAAGGUACCGUUGGUUUACCACUUUGGACACACUGCACCGAAUGGAAACAUCAAGCUAUACGAAACAUUGAUAUCAAGACUUGCCGAUGUUUUUAAUGCUAAAUGUGAUUACAACAAACAAGUGAAACACAGUGGUUGCAUCAUUAACACAUGUGGCUGGGUGAAGGGUCAAGGUUACCAAUGUAUUCUACACACUGCACAAUCGUUUGAAGCCGACGUUGUCCUUGUUCUUGAUAGUGAACGUUUAUACAAUGAUUUGAAACGGGAUUUACCGGAUUUCGUUAAUGUUAUACUUCAACCCAAGUCUCCAGGUGUUGUUGAGCGACCGCGUGAGGCAAGACGGGACAACCGUGAGAAUAAAAUCAAGGAAUAUUUCUACGGGCCACGAAAGAUAUAUUUUCCUCAUGCUUUUAAUAUUAAGUUCAGUGAAGUUGAAAUUUAUAAAAUCGGAGCUCCGUCGUUGCCGGAUUCAUGUUUGCCAUUGGGUAUGGAACCAGAAAACACACAAACGAAGCUUGUCCAAGUAACCCCGGGUCGUGACAUGACACAUCAUAUAUUAAGUCUAAGCAUGGCUGAAUCACUUGAUGAAAACCUCAUUGAAACAAACGUAGCGGGGUUUGUUGUUGUAACUAAUGUUGACCCCGAUAACCAGGUGUUCAGUGUUUUGUCCCCAGCGCCCAGACCUUUGCCAAGAAAAUACUUUUUAAUAAUGGACAUUCGGUUCAUAGAUAUUAAUAAAUAAUGCGGACUGUUUUUAUUUCUUAUGUACAGUUGAAAUAAACGAAAAAAAAUACUUGUGUUAUAA
Messenger RNA from Ciona intestinalis (vase tunicate), 1421 nucleotides. Lineage: Eukaryota; Metazoa; Chordata; Ascidiacea; Phlebobranchia; Cionidae. The record is from RefSeq and is a predicted model, not a curated record.